Messenger RNA from Erinaceus europaeus (western European hedgehog), 957 nucleotides. Its product is annotated as olfactory receptor 4F4. NCBI's taxonomy places the organism in Eukaryota, Metazoa, Chordata, Mammalia, Eulipotyphla, Erinaceidae. The coding region runs from base 7 to 957 and encodes 316 amino acids. The transcript has 2 exons. The record is from RefSeq and is a predicted model, not a curated record. Gene Ontology annotation, biological process: G protein-coupled receptor signaling pathway. Gene Ontology annotation, molecular function: olfactory receptor activity; G protein-coupled receptor activity. Gene Ontology annotation, cellular component: membrane.
UUUCAUAUGAAGGUAACUACAGAGAUUAUUUCCUGGAAUGAAACACAAAGUGAAUCGAAUUACUCCAUGGUGACUGAGUUCAUUUUCCUUGGACUCUCCAAUUCCCGUGAACUUCAGAUUUUCCUAUUUGUAUUCUUUUUUGUGUUCUAUGUAGGAAUUGUAUUUGGAAAUCUUCUUAUUGUCCUAACAGUGUCUUUUGACUCACACCUCCACUCCCCCAUGUACUUCUUGCUAGCAAACCUUUCCCUCAUUGACCUGUCCCUGUCUUCUGUCACAGCCCCCAAGAUGAUCGCUGACUUUUUCAGAAAACGAAAAGUCAUUUCUUUCAAGGGCUGCCUUACUCAGAUAUUUCUUCUUCAUUUCUUUGGUGGGAGCGAGUUAGUAAUUCUUAUAGCCAUGGCCUUUGAUAGAUAUGUAGCAAUAUGUAAACCCCUUCACUACACUACAAUUAUGUGUGGUAAUGUAUGUAUUGGCAUUGUGAGUGCUGCAUGGGGAACUGGCUUCCUCCACUCAGUGAGUCAGCUGGCCUUUGCAGUGAACCUACCUUUCUGUGGUCCCAAUGAAGUCGACAGCUUUUACUGUGACCUUCCGAGGGUCAUCAAACUGGCCUGUACAGACACCUACAGGUUGGAUAUCAUGGUCAUCGCUAACAGUGGUGUACUCACUGUGUGUUCUUUUGUUUUGCUCAUUAUCUCAUACACCAUCAUCCUAGCGAUUAUCCUGCGUCGCCCAUCAGACAGAUCAUCCAAGGCUUUGUCUACACUGACUGCUCACAUCACAGUAGUUCUUUUAUUCUUUGGACCCUGUAUCUUCAUUUAUGCUUGGCCAUUCCCUAUCAGAUCAUUAGAUAAAUUCCUUGCUGUGUUUUAUUCCGUUGUUACUCCUCUAUUGAACCCAGUUAUAUACACACUCAGGAACAAAGACAUGAAAACUGCUAUGAGACGACUGAAAAAAUGA